This is a messenger RNA of Paecilomyces variotii, 2820 nucleotides long. RefSeq names its product putative C6 transcription factor. The record is from RefSeq and is a predicted model, not a curated record. Lineage: Eukaryota; Fungi; Ascomycota; Eurotiomycetes; Eurotiales; Thermoascaceae. Bases 188 to 2581 code for a protein of 797 amino acids. Gene Ontology annotation, molecular function: DNA-binding transcription factor activity, RNA polymerase II-specific; DNA binding; zinc ion binding. Gene Ontology annotation, biological process: regulation of DNA-templated transcription; DNA-templated transcription. The transcript is spliced from 7 exons.
GUGGCAGUUUGCGGGGUUCGGCGGCAAGACUCCACUUUAUCGCGCUUAUCGCCAAGAUGUCGGCUUACCUCGAGUACGAUCACUGUCGUGUGUUAUCGGUUCCAGUCGGGAUGAGAUAGACGCGGAGACUGGGAAAUCCCCCUCUCGGACACAUCUAGCUUUGGUUUCCUAAGUCAUAAGAAGCCAAAUGGAUGAGCCCACACCCAGUUCGGGGCGUCAGAAACGGCCCCGCGUGGCGGAAGAGAAGCGCAAAAGAGCUGUGCGAGCAUGCGAUUGGUGUCGAAGAGUAAAGGAGAAAUGUGAAGGGGGUGUACCGUGUCGGCGAUGUUCUCGUUAUCAACGUCAAUGCGUGUUUAACACCCUUCCGGACCACGGAGAUAGGGCUUCCAGGGCGUCUGUUGAUCGGAGCCUAGAACUCACAGCGAGCCUCAGUCGUGACGAUGUCACAGAGGCACAGCGGGUGCGGUACAUGGAAGAGAUCUUGGCGCAUUAUGUUCCAAAUAUCUCUUUUGAUAUUCAGUCACUAAAGAGGUUUGCUGAGGACCUCCAACUCCAGCAUCGCGGGUCAGAUAAGGAUGGUCCGGCUACACAGGUAGAACUGGAUGAGCUGGAAGACCUGGCGAUUGAUGAUGAGGACUUUACGAUCAAAGCUCUUCCUGACAACACGACACAGUAUUCUGGCGAAUUCUCUUAUCUAAAUUUCUCCAUGAAGAUUCGACGGAAAAUCGACGAGUGGAUGCAGACAUCGGCUCCAGACGAUACACCAGAAACAGAUCACUUUGAGGAAACAUGGCGAUCGACGCAAUUGCAGUCUGGAUCAGCUCUCGUGUCCGCAUCGAUAACAUGCCUUCCGCCACGAUAUGUCGCGGACUUCUUAGUGCAAACGUUUUUCAAAUAUGCGCAAACUAAUAAUUUCUAUGUUGAAGAGGAUUGGCUGUGUGAGAAAGUGAACACUUGCUAUACCAACCCAGCCGUCCUUUCCUCGAAGGACGCAGGCUCUGUCUGCGCGAUCUUGAUGGUCUUGGCUAUCGGUACGCAGUUUGCGCACAUGGACUCGCCAAAGCAGGUGAAUAAGGUUGUGGACCCAAAUUCCGCUGAUGACCACCGCUUCUCGGAAGACGAAGUCGGGCUUACAUUUUAUAAAUUUGCGUCCAAACUUCUACCAGAUAUUAUCACCACGGCGUCCGUCAGGAGUGUCCAGGCAUGUCUGCUCAUUGGGACAUAUCUACUACCCCUCGACACCUCAGGCCUCUCUUAUACUUACUAUGGGCUCGCGCUAAAAAUGGCAAUCCAAAACGGGAUGCACCGGAAGUAUACCGGACCGGGCCUAGAUUCAAGAAUGGUUGAGGUUAGGAAUCGGGUAUUCUGGACUGCAUACACGAUAGAGAAGCGUAUCAGUAUUCUCCAUGGAAGGCCUUCUUCCAUGUCACAAGAAGACGUGGACGCGGAAUUUCCAGUGGAUCUUCCGAGUUUGCGGCCAUCUGGACAGCUCUCCAACUAUACUAACAUGGUCGCGUUGAUUAAGUUGACUUUGCGGCUCGCAGAUAUUGCGAACGAAAUAUCCUCCCUGCGAAGAUGCCGAAAAGGUCAGCAAUCGGACUGUCUCGACAAACUUCUAACCCGGAGAAGACAGCUUAUGGAGUGGUGGGCGACGCUUCCAGAGGAGACAUAUUGCCGGGAUCUAAACCCUCUAAGUGGCCACUUCCGUUCGAAUGUACACUUGAGACUAGACUACUGUUUGACACGGAUCUUUAUCGGACGACCGUUUCUCUUCAGCAACAUGAAAGGUAUUAAUCGCGUAAUCACCACGGGUUCCCAACAGAAGACCCAAACCGCUCGCUCUAAGGGGCGCUCGACCUUGGUCACCGACUGCGUUGAAGCAGCCCUCGAAAUCAUAGAUUUGUGCCGUCUCUUGCGUGACGAGACUGGCCUCGCACGCGCCUCUUAUACUGAGUUCAGUUCGUGCCGUGCUGCGCUCCUCGUCAUUUUAGCGCAGAGUCUCACAAAAAGAACGGAUCGUUUGCGAAAUGCGUUGGAGACAGGGAUGGGGUUGAUCAAGAUCAUGUCUAUGGGUGUUGGGUCUGCGAGGUCUGCUGUGAAUGUAAUUGAGGCUCUCGAGCGCGCCAUCCGUCGUUUGGAUUCGUGGGACCAAAUGCAGAGGCAAAGCAAUGAGGCCGCAGAUUCUGGGUACGAGCGUUUUAAGAACUGGGAAAUGCUUUGGAAGACGGGGCCACUAUCACCUGCGAUAUCUGCUGCUGCAAUCCACGGCCAGGUACCCAACGACACAGUCCGAGCGACAUCGGGACCAGAACUGUCCUCUGUCCUAGGCGUUGGUAUCAAUACUCCCUCUCAUGCAAAUGAGGAUCCCAAGGACCCACACGCCACUGAAUUCUCAGUUUCACCACCUUCGCGGUCGAUGCCGACCUUUGCUUUCGAAGGGUUCGUAUCUAAUUUCCCGCAGGAGCUAGGCGAGUUUAACGCCAUUCCAUGCUUCGAAGGGGAUACACAGCAAGGCCUUGGAAGCGAUCUAGACCACCCAUCCACGGCGGACACUCGAUGGAUGCAAUUCAUGAAUGAUUAGUUUGAAUAGCCUUUACGAUGUAAUACUAUUCAACUGGCUCGGCCUCGGCCUCCGGAAUCCUCCACCCGGGCCUUGCCCCCGGGAUAAACACAAGGAGCCCAAUGCUCCGCCGACAAAUCAGUAGGGCACUUUGCGACGCCUGCUAGAUCAAUCCAUACACGCGUAUACUAUAUUAGAAUCCUUCUGCAUGUCGGGAGGGGUCCUAGACAACUUGCUAAUGCCAUUGCUUCCUUGAGUUG